This is a messenger RNA of Cucumis melo (muskmelon), 1021 nucleotides long. Its product is annotated as expansin-A7. Gene Ontology annotation, cellular component: extracellular region. The coding region runs from base 19 to 801 and encodes 260 amino acids. The transcript is spliced from 3 exons. Gene Ontology annotation, biological process: plant-type cell wall organization. NCBI's taxonomy places the organism in Eukaryota, Viridiplantae, Streptophyta, Magnoliopsida, Cucurbitales, Cucurbitaceae. The record is from RefSeq and is a predicted model, not a curated record.
CACUAUAAUUUAGCAACAAUGGCUUCUUCUUCUUCUUUAAGCUUCAAUCUCUUCAUGGUGGCAUUGGUUUUGGCCAUCUCCAUAAGAUCAACCCUCGCUGUGUUCCGACCAAGCCCAUGGAAGCUUGCUCAUGCCACCUUUUAUGGCGACGAAACUGCCUCCCAAACUAUGGGUGGAGCUUGUGGGUAUGGAAACUUGUUUACCAAUGGGUAUGGAACUGAUACUGUGGCUUUAAGCUCGACACUGUUCAACAACGGCUACGCUUGCGGGGCUUGCUUUCAAAUCAAAUGCGUGCAGUCGAAGGCAUGCUACGCAAAUGUGCCAUUCACCACCGUGACAGCCACCAACCUGUGCCCGCCAAACUGGUCGCAGGACUCCAACGCCGGUGGGUGGUGCAACCCACCAAGAGUUCACUUCGACAUGGCUAAACCUGCCUUCAUGAAGAUCGCUUGGUGGAAGGCUGGAAUUAUCCCUGUUCAGUACCGCAGGGUUCCAUGUGUGAAGAAAGGAGGAGUUCGUUUCAGCCUACAAGGAAAUGGAUAUUGGUUAUUAGUUUAUGUGAUGAAUGUAGGUGGAGGAGGAGAUGUAUAUUCAAUGGCAGUGAAAGGAAGCAAAACAGGAUGGAUAACAAUGAGCCAUAACUGGGGAGCUUCAUAUCAAGCUUUUGCUUCAUUGGGUGGCCAAUCACUUUCAUUCAGAAUCACUUCUUACACAACUAGAGAAACACUUACUCUAUGGAAUGUUCUUCCUUCAAAUUGGCGAGUUGGGUUGACUUACAAUUCCAAUUUCAACUUCCAUUGACUUUUAUACUUCAAAUUUCUUGGAAUUUGAAGAGGAUCCUCCAUCAUUUUCUUCUAGACCCAUCUUUGGUUUUUCUUUUGUUCUUUUUUGUUUGAAAAUGAGCUAUUGAAUAUUGUUUGUUUUUAUGAAGUAUAUUAUCAGGAUUUGGUUAUAUGAAAAGGGUGAAAGAGGCCUAAAGUUGGUGUUUUGCUAUACUAAUUAAUAUUAAUUUUUAAUCUCU